This is a messenger RNA of Arabidopsis thaliana (thale cress), 216 nucleotides long. RefSeq lists its product as uncharacterized. Bases 1 to 216 code for a protein of 71 amino acids. NCBI's taxonomy places the organism in Eukaryota, Viridiplantae, Streptophyta, Magnoliopsida, Brassicales, Brassicaceae. The record is from RefSeq and is marked reviewed. The transcript has 2 exons.
AUGGUGGUUAUGGUCACGGUGCUGGUGAUGGUGGUGACGGACUGUGGUGUGAUGGUGGCGGCAGUGACGGUGGCUGUAAUGACGGCAACAAUGGUGGUGAUGACUGUGACGGCGGCAGCCGUGGUGGUGGUGACGGCGGCGACGGUAGCCUGUGGUGGUGGCCGUGUUAUGAUUUGGUGGUGGUUAUUAGUGAUGGUGAUGAGGACAAAAUUGUAA